Molecule: messenger RNA, 2157 nt
Organism: Cephus cinctus (wheat stem sawfly)
Lineage: Eukaryota; Metazoa; Arthropoda; Insecta; Hymenoptera; Cephidae
Exons: 4
Coding region: 693-1718 (341 amino acids)
Source: RefSeq, a predicted model, not a curated record
AGAUUGAACUGGGCUCUUUAGAGUGACGUCUUUCCAGCGGCAAGUGCAAUCGGCUGGAUUCCUGUGCAGUUCUGGAGGAAGGCCCUUCCUCCACCGACGAGGCCCAAGAGCAGAGACAGGGCCUUGUGGUUCUGAGCGCACGGAAAGGGGGUCACCCGGUCACCCAGAUGAGGUUCCUUGCCCGUCGCCUCCUGGGACCGCCAAUGGGGCAUCGUCGCCGAGUUUAAUCGGCCAAUGGAAGUGCGCCUUUCCACCCAAGAGACAGAGGAUCGCGUAUGUGCGUCGCGUGCCGGGCAUCUGGCCAGAUUUAAGCUUGUUCCUUGCCCGGCUGGAUCUCCGCCGUCCGGGGCCAUCAUCCACUUUUCGUUUUGACACUCGGCGAUUCUAACGUAGUUCUGCCGAAAAACCGUGUGCGCGUGCGCGUUAUAGGGCCUCUUCGUCCUUUUCUUAUCUUCCUCUUUUUUCUUUUUUCUUUUUUCUUCUUUCUUUUUCCCUUAUCCUUCUUCUCCUCUCUUUCCUUUCCUUCCGUUCCUCGCUAUCCUUUAAUUCUUCCCCAACUUCCUGCUUCCAGUCUUCUCGCCCACCAGCUCACCUACUUAGUUCCUUCCUCCUGUCUCCUUUCAUUCAGGGCCAGUCUAAUUUCCCGGAACGACGCAUCGCGAACGACUAAUUGGAUACAUAUACGUCUUAUCAUGUGGGCUAUCAAGGCGCUCGUCGUCCUCUGCGCCAUCCUCGUCACUGUUUCAUCGGAGGGAUUGCUGGAGACUUUACUCUCCUGGGAAUUGCCCGUGGCCGAGGGCAGAUCCAGCAGUAAACCCCAGUCGAAGUGUCUCUGCCAACCCUCAGGAUGUCUUUGCUGCGUCGACCUGAAUCUAACGACGACCAUCGACCUGGGCGGACCGGCCUGCUUGAAUAUCAAGUAUAAGGAGGAGAACGUGUCCUUAAAUUUAAGCUAUGGUGACAACGAGGUCCACAACGCCACGAUAAAACUAGUAAACGCAGCCAACAAACCCACCUGCAUGAAUCUUCUUGCCGAUCUGGCGCAAAUAUGCGCACGAUUCACUUCCGUUGAACAGGCCGCUUCCGGAAACGACGGUUGCCUCGUCAUUGAACCUGCACUCUUGGGAGCAGCUCAGGCUACUUAUCCUAUUGGCUGCUUCAAGUUCCAUCAGGCUGCGGUCCAACAGAUAGAGUCAGCUGUGAUUCAGGAAGCUGCAGAUGCGACUGCAGCGCCUGACGAGGAGGAGGAAGUCCUGAACACGGAUGAACUCAUAGCCGCCGUCUCAGCAAGCGCUGAACAGGGAAUAGCCAUGUUUUCACAGUGGUUGGGUCUGAAUCUGAAUCCCAAACUAAAUCUGACUGGUGAGAAUUCAGGGCAGGAGAGUCAUUCGGCAAGUCGAGCAGCCGAGAGUUCGGGUGCCCGCUCAGGUCGACAGCUGGCCCAAGUGCAGCAGGAAAAGAGCGACGAGAGGUUCAAGCAAUUGCUCAGCGCCCAGGACAACAUCCUAAAGGAGUCGGCUAAGAUCGGAGUUCCUGGCGCAGGCCAGACGUACUUCGUUUACUCGGAUCCCGUCGAGACGCUGACCUCCUCGGCCCCCAGGACGCAGGAGCAGGCGCAAGGACGGGUGCAAGAACAGGAUGCCCUUGGAAUUGUCCCCAGGGAAUCCCGAAGAGGUGGCCGUGCCUACAAUAUUCGUCAGCACGUAAACGAGGUCUGAGGAAUGUGUAAGGAUGUGUACAGUCAGCUGAGAUACGUGCAUGUCGCACGAGGUCCAGGUCCUAAGGACGUAUAGUGCACUUUGCGCAAACACACAAGAUAUCUUUGACAAUUAUUUUUCCCCUUUCUUUUAUCUCUGCUUUCCUCCAAAUGAUAUCACGUCUUAUACAUGUGCUUUUUAAUAAUUAUUUAUUGUACCUUUUCUCUUGUUUUUUAAAUAUUUCUUUCCCUUCGAAUCCCUGAAUUCAAUAUUUUUAAGUGUAUUCUCGAUAUCAUUCCAGUUGCACGUUUUCACAAGUGCAUCGGGUGCAUCGGGUGCAUCUCAACAGUGUAACGAGUAGUAUUUGUUCUUUACUUUAUUAUCGCCUUUACAUUCACGGGGAAAGUACCACGAAAAUAUUUCAUCGUCUCGUAAUAAAGUGUGUACAUUUCAAUAUAUA